Messenger RNA from Epithele typhae, 1383 nucleotides. Its product is annotated as cytochrome P450 98A3. The record is from RefSeq and is a predicted model, not a curated record. Lineage: Eukaryota; Fungi; Basidiomycota; Agaricomycetes; Polyporales; Epitheliaceae. Gene Ontology annotation, molecular function: iron ion binding; monooxygenase activity; oxidoreductase activity, acting on paired donors, with incorporation or reduction of molecular oxygen. Bases 1 to 1383 code for a protein of 460 amino acids. The transcript has 11 exons.
AUGUUCCUCGAUGGGUCCUCUCCUUGGGCAUGGACCGCAGCCGCCUCCGUCCUUGUCGUCAUCUUCUGGCAGUCUCAAGCACAAAAGCGUCGUCGCCUACCUCCAGGUCCUCCACCCUUGCCGAUUUUGGGAAAUGCUCUCGACGUGCCCCGUCAUCACCUAGGCCUUGAGUUCUGGAAGAUGACGCAGAAGUACGGCGACCUCGUCUAUCUGAACGCCCUCGGAAAGUCCAUGCUUGUCAUCGGCUCGCAGAAACGAUCUGCGAACUAUUCGGAUCGCCCUUGCUCUGUCAUGGCAGAGCUAACAAAGUUCGACAGAAUGUUUGCCGUUCGCUGCUACGGCGAACGUUGGCGCCUCCACCGCCGCGUUUUCCACGAGGCUUUCAACGUCGACGUAGUCUCCCAGUUCCAACCCGUCCAACUGAACUCGGCUCGGCGCUUCUUGCUCGCCCUCCUCAACUCUCACCACGAUAUCGCUGCCCGUCUGAAAUUCUCGAUCGCCUCAAAUCUGAUGCGGGUCGCGUACGGCAUCGACAUGACCGAGGAGAACGACAAGUACUUCGACAUGGUCGAACGCAUCUCGGAGACCGGCGAAGCGAUCUCCGUUCCUGGCCGCUUUCCCGUCGAAGCGAUCCCGAGCCUGCUCUACCUCCCUCGUGGUUUCCUGGCGGAGGCUUCAAGGCGAUGGCCCGCGAGGCUGCGGCGCACUUCGAGACGAAUCGACUUGGGCGCCGCCAGAGAGUCUUUCGUCUCUCGUUUGCUCGACGACGCUAGCAAGUACGACUUGGAACGAGCAGGCGAGCGCGAUCUGAAGUCUUUCAUCGGCGAUCUUACGAUCACCAUCUAUGCGGGUACGUCCCCGACCAUCUGCUUAUCCGUUUGUCCUGACCCUUCUUCCUGCCAUGGCGAUGUACCCCGACGUUCAACGAAAGGCCAAGAGGAGCUCGAUCGCGUCAUCGGAGCGGAUCGUCUGCCCGACUUCUCCGACAGAGAGUCCCUACCGUACCUCGGCGCGCUCCUCAAGGAGCUGAUGAGAUGGCACGUCAUCACGCCCAUCGCCCUGCCCCACGCGGUCAUGGAGGACGACAUAUACAACGGCUACCUGAUCCCCGGCGGCACCGCCGUGGCGGUGAACGUUUGGGCCAUCGCGCGCGACCCCGAGCUGUACCCCGACCCGGACGCGUUCCUCCCGGAGCGCAAGCCCGGCCCGUCCGAGUGGGCGUUCGGCUUCGGUCGCAGGAUCUGCCCCGGGCUGCACUUCGCGGAGGCGUUCCUGUUCAUCUACGUCGCCUCGAUCCUCCACGCGUUCAGCAUGCGCCGCCCGUCGACGCCGACGGGGCUCCCCUCGAGCUCGUGCACGACACCGCGACGAUCGGCGUCAUAA